AUGUCGCGCGCGGACGACGCGUCGACGAGCGCGCGCGAUCUGUACGCCGCGCUCGGCGUCGCGCGCGACGCCGAGGCCGACGAGAUCAAGCGCGCGUACCGAAAGCUCGCGGCGGCGUUGCAUCCAGAUAAACAGCCGCGACGACGCCGCGACCGCGACGACGACGACGACGACGACGACGACGACGACGCGGGCGCGACGGAGGCGGCGCAACGCGCGUUCGCGGCGCUGAGCGAGGCGUACGAGGUGCUGAGCGAUGCGGACGCGCGACGGACGUACGACGCGUACGGGAUGGAUGGCGUGCGGGCGGGACGCGAGCUCGGCGCGAGAGGGAAAACGACGGAGGAGAUGCGAAUCGAAUACGAGCGACGGCGCGCGAAAGAGACGAAGGAAGCGGCGGAGGCGCGGUUGAAUCACAGCGGGACGUACGUGUUCGGGUUCAGUGCGGCGCAUUUGAUGGAGGAGAGCAUAGCGCGUCGGCGAGCGGCGUUUACGAAUAAUCCCGGGUUGGAUUUGACGAGCGUGUCGCUGCAGAAUUCGAUGGAGAUACCGCUGAGCGAGGAGGAUGCGGUGUACACGGUGACGCAGGGAACGACGCGAGGGGGACGUGGGGCGGGGAAUUUUAUAUUAGGGUGGCGACGAGCGUUUUCGCCGUUGACGUCGCUCGACGUGAGCGCGCAGACGGGGCAGACGAGCGCGGUGACGGCGACGGUGACGAGGCAGCUCACGACGCACACCACGGGGGCGGUGUCACAUAAUUAUAUCGCGCAGCAAGGGUUCGGGUUGCAGCUCAUGCUUCAGCGCCAGCUGUUUGCGCAAACGAGGGGGCAUUUGACGUGGAACGUCGGACCGGUGUCGUCGAUGUCCACCGGGGCGACGCACGCGUUCGGUAAGAAUGCCGUCAAGUGCGAUUUUAGCGUUGGGGUAGCGGCGAGUGGAUUGAAUGGGCAUUUCAUUCGACAAAUGGACGAAAAAAGGGUGUACAGGGUGGGUUGGAAAUUAGGCACCGCGGGCGCCGAGCUCGACGUCGGCGCGACGAAGCAAGUGGACGAGGACACCGCGCUCGGCGCUAGUAUCGUCGUCAGCUUGCGAGGGCUUUCGCUUCGAUUUAGAGUGAACAGACAAGGACAGCGAUUCGUGGUGCCAAUAUUAUUAACGCCGAUGGUGACAUGGCGCAAGUCGCUGUUGGCGUUUACGCUGCCGCCCAUCGCCAUCGCGCUGUUGCGCCACUUCGUGGCGCGACCGAUCAUGAAUCGAUACAUCCGCAAGCGUCAGCUCGCGGCUAGGGAGAAGAACAAACGGACCAUUCUCGUGGCGAUGCGUGAAGCGCACUCUGCGACGAAAAUGAUCGCCGAGACGGCUGAUAAAAAGGCGCGCGCCGCGCGAGAGCGCGGCGGUCUUGUCAUCGAAAGCGCCGUCUUCGGCGCCCCAGACGCCCCGAAGCCCGCGGCGUCGCCGCCGCCGUACGUCGACGUCACGCGCGCGCUUCAAUUCAUGGUCGACAACGACACCCUCGAUCUGUACGAAAACGUUGCCAUGUGCGAUCUCCUCGGAUUCUGCGAUCCGUGUCCCGGCGAGGACAAGCAUUUGCGCGUGCGUUAUCGCUAUCGUCGCGCCCUCCACGAGGUCACCGUCAAGGCGGACGCGAUGGUGUCGCUCCCGAGCGCCGAUCACCGCCUUCCCGAAAAGCUUCAAACCAUCGAUCCGAGAGUGUGA
Messenger RNA from Ostreococcus lucimarinus CCE9901, 1716 nucleotides. RefSeq lists its product with no specific name. The record is from RefSeq and is a predicted model, not a curated record. Gene Ontology annotation, biological process: cristae formation. Bases 1 to 1716 code for a protein of 571 amino acids. NCBI's taxonomy places the organism in Eukaryota, Viridiplantae, Chlorophyta, Mamiellophyceae, Mamiellales, Bathycoccaceae. The transcript has 2 exons.